ACAUGUUGUCACGUGAUCGAAAGCAGCGAUAUGGCGGAUGUGGACCCAACUAAAUCCCUGAACGGCUUACUAAAUGGAAUAGCUCAAAAAGUAUAUUACAAUAAUGGUGAAAUAACAGAAGAACUUUUGAAAAAUGAACUUUUUCCCGACCUCGCGCAAGAGGAAUUUAACGCCUUGCACGAGAAGAUGAGAGGCCUUUUGAAGUCUAUUGCCAUGGCAGACAUGGACCAGCCCCAGCUGGAGGCCUUCCUGACAGCCCAGACCAAGAAGCAGGGUGGCGUCAGCACAGAGCAGGCUGCAGCCCUCUCCCGCUUCUGGAAGGGUCAGCGUGGCCGGGUCAGAGAGAGCCUGCUGGGCCAGAGCCGAUGGGAGGCCGGCCUGAGGGGCCUCACUUGGAGGGUUGACCUUCCGACUUCGGCCAGCAGAGGAGAGACGGCCAGCAGCCCUGUGGCCUUGGUGGAGUUGGAGCUGGGAAGGACUGGAGAGGACUCCGAGUUUGUGUGCCUGGAGUUUGAUGAGGCGAAGGUCAACCAGGUGUUAAAAAAGAUGGCAGAUGUUCAGGAGAGCAUCGACAGCAUCGUGCAUCGCAGCUAGAAUGGUGUGCAACCCCAGUGUGUGUGAUUGUGUGUGUGUGUGUGUGUGUCAAAUAGUGAGAAAGAGAGAGUGUGUAUCAGAGCAAAUAAAAAGGACUGUAUGGAUGUGUAUAAGUUGCAAGUGCAUAAGUAAGCAUUUUGUGUGUGUGGAGAUGUCGUGCAGUUUGUGGCAAGCGUUGAGUGUGUUGGGAAGAAUGUUCAUAGUGCCCCAUUUUGUGGUUUCCUUCCCUAUUGAUGCUCAAUUCCUGUUUGGGUCCAAGAUGUAAGGUUAGAAGAAACUAAGUCAGUGAGAGCAAGCUGCCAUAUUACCAGAAUUUGCUGUAUACUAGUCUGUUGUACCCAAUAGAGCCUAUUUUUCUUUGAAAGUGAUAGUGAGAAUAUUUCUGCUUUCAUAUUCAUACUUUUGCUUAUAGAGAUCAUGUCAUAUUGUCAGAGAAAAUGGCUUGUAGUACAUAUUCAAACUCUCAAUAUGCUCAACCUUGAACAGUGACUGAACAGUCAUUGAACGUGUAUAGGUGCUGUGCGUGUCCCCGACACGUGAUUUACAUUAAAGUGGAACUUGGUUUAAGAUAUACAGGAACUGAAACUGAUGGUUUCAACAGAUAUUUACUAAAUGUAUUGUCUGCUUCCUCUGCAGUGUCACAUUCUGUACCUUCUGUUUUGCAUUGGCAAAAAUAUACUGUGGAGAUACUUUACUAUGUGACUUUGAAAAUGCUCUUUCCUUGUACCUGCCCCAGUGCCAAGACAGUAACAUUUACUAUCAGUGUGCUCAAAGUAAUGUAAUAUUUUGAGCAUUGUGGUGGGUAUUUUAUGUGACUUUAACUAAAUGAAAAGAUUCAACCUUUUAAUAAAUAAUGUCUCACUGAAAAUCACAAAGAUCGCCAAGAGCAAUAAUCUUAAAUUAUUAUCGAUUUCUGUAGAAGCAAGUUGUGUGUCGUAAAUGUAAUAACAU
Osmerus eperlanus (European smelt) is the source of this 1545-nucleotide messenger RNA. RefSeq names its product copper metabolism (Murr1) domain containing 1 (gene commd1). The transcript is spliced from 3 exons. Gene Ontology annotation, cellular component: endosome. Gene Ontology annotation, biological process: regulation of proteasomal ubiquitin-dependent protein catabolic process; copper ion homeostasis; positive regulation of protein ubiquitination. Lineage: Eukaryota; Metazoa; Chordata; Actinopteri; Osmeriformes; Osmeridae. The record is from RefSeq and is a predicted model, not a curated record. The coding region runs from base 31 to 594 and encodes 187 amino acids.